Naegleria gruberi is the source of this 1589-nucleotide messenger RNA. RefSeq lists its product as uncharacterized. Gene Ontology annotation, biological process: mitochondrial respiratory chain complex I assembly. Gene Ontology annotation, cellular component: mitochondrion. The transcript is spliced from 2 exons. The coding region runs from base 239 to 1567 and encodes 442 amino acids. Lineage: Eukaryota; Heterolobosea; Eutetramitea; Acrasida; Naegleriidae. The record is from RefSeq and is a predicted model, not a curated record. Gene Ontology annotation, molecular function: protein-arginine omega-N symmetric methyltransferase activity.
CACUUUGUGGAGACGAUUGUCUAUCCUGAAUAAAUCCUCUAAAAUACUAAAAUCAUCUUCAUCAUCAGCAACUUUAGUAAAAUUAAAUUCGGGAAGGAAUAAUUUUAGUACAUCAUCCAACAAAAUUCUCUCAACACAACAAAAUAAUGAUAAUAAUUAUACAGUUUUAAGUGUGGAUACAUCGGGACUUGUUCAAGAGACUUACGAUAGUACAAUAGUCAAAGAACAUGAAACUCCAAUGGUAAAACAUUUAAAAAACAAAAUUAAAGGAGCAGGACCAAUUUCCGUAUCAACAUUUAUUCAAGAAACAUUAUUGAAUCCAAUUUAUGGUUAUUAUUACACUGCAAAGAAAACAUCAUUGGACAAUUCAAAACAAAAUGUGAUCGGAAGAGAGGGUGAUUUCGUUACUUCACCAGAAAUUUCUUCAGUAUUCAGUGAAAUGAUUGGAUUGUGGUGUGUAGAUAUGUGGACAAAAUUAGGAAAGCCAAAGCAAAUAGAACUUGUUGAAUUAGGUCCUGGUAAAGGUACUUUAAUGCACGAUUUAUUGGAUAGUUUAGUUCAAUCUAAAAAUUCACCAACUAUUGAUGCUUUCAGACAAUCUGUAAAGAAAGUUACAAUGUGUGAAGCUUCAGAGGCUUUAAAGGAGGUACAAAAGGACAAACUCAAGUCAUUUACAGAAACACACGAAUUUAAUUGGAUUGACAGAUUUGACAAGUAUUCUGACUUUGAUAGUAAUAUGCCUGUACUAAUUAUUGCUCAUGAAUUCUUUGAUGCCUUACCUGUAUAUCAUUUUGAGUACACUGAAAGAGGUUGGAUGGAAGUAUUGGUUGAUAUUGAUGAUGCAAAGGAUUCACCACAUCAUUUCAAGUUUGUAUUAUCACCAGGACCAACAAUGGCAACAGCAUUUGUUAACUUGGUUGAAGGAAAGAAGGAUGUUGGUUCUAUCAGAGAAGUUUGUGCAAUGGGUAUUGGAUAUGUUGAAAAAAUUGGUGAAAUUUUGAACAAUAGAAAAGGUGGUUCAUUAAUUAUUGACUACGGAAAUGAUUAUCCUAUGGGAUUCACCCUUCAGGGUAUUUAUCAACACAGGUUUACUGAAACUCCUUUGGAAAAGCCAGGUGAAGUUGACUUGUCUACUUUUGUUGAUUUUUCAAGUUUGAGGAAGGCAGUUGAAAAAUUCAAAAAUGUUAAGGUUUAUGGACCUCAAUACCAAGCAGACUUUUUACAUCAAAUGGGAAUGGAUGCAAGAUUUGCCAAAUUACUUCAAAAUCCAAAACUUUCUCCUGAACAAGUUACAUCAAUGAUAACAGCUUAUGAAAGAUUAACACACCCAACUGAAAUGGGUCAUCACUACAAGGCCAUGGCUCUUGCCCAUUUACCAUCCAACAAGCUCACAGCCACAGGUUUCGAUAUUAAUCUCAUUCCAAAGAGGGAAGCAACCCCAAACAUGAAAUCCCAAAGAGUUGCCCCAACACCAACCAUUAUUCAUGGUAAUAAGGAGGGUGAAACAUCUAGAAUCAAACCAUCUGAUAAGAAAACUGUUCCAGCUGAUGUUGGUAUGUUCAUAUAAAUCAAUGACUUUACAAAAUUCA